ACUUAACACCCAUCAAGGAGGUUACCAUGUACUUCAGGUGGCUAGGAGCCGUGCACACAACUCCAUCCUCAUCAACCGAGCUGUAGUAGAGUGUGUGUCAAGCUUCAAGUUCCUCCAUCCUGGUCAAAAAGGCACAGUGUCUUUACUUCAUACAGAGCAUUAAGAAAGCUCACCUGUGUGCCAGGACACUACCGCUGUACCACUGAGAGCAUACUAUAUAUUUAUAGUAUUAUAUAGUUAUAACUUUAUAUUAUGGUUAACUAUAACUAUCAGAAACAGCACCAUCAUUCAUUAGAUUGUCAUUUUGUAACUGAAAUGAACCACUGAGAGCAUACUAUAUAGUUAUAGUAUAUAGUUAUAACUUUAUAUUAUGGUUAAAUAUAGCUAUCAAAAACAGCACCAUCAUUCAUUAGAUUGUCAUUUUGUAACUGAAAUGAACCAACUUUAAUUUUACUUUUGAUUUCAUUUGUUAGUAUAUCCACACUGACUCAAUGAGAAACUGAAAUGGAACACACACUGUAACUCAAAGGUUUACAAUGGGGCUGAUUGCAGCAGAGAUGUUUAUCUGAUAAGCGUGUAGGUUAAAAGACACAGGAAGCCAUGCCCGCAUUCGUUUGAACGAGCGAUUCUGUGGAAGCAGUGACCUGGAUUCCCAGGUAGAGCGAGGAGAGAAGUGAAAGUGAGAGUAAAAGCUGCCGCUGGAGCUUUCGUCUCUGGUCUCAUGACUCCCGUCGUGUUCCUCAGUCAUUUGACAAGGCAGUACUCGCCGACGGUCAGAGAGACCCCUGCUCAGUCCGAGAUGGUCUGAGGGGAAAUGAGGGAGGGGUCACUGGUUGUAUUUGGUAGGAUUUCCUGCUAUUUUCCUUUCUGAUCAAAGUACCGUUUCUUAUGGAGAUGUUAGCGACUCAAUUCCAUUAAUGAAGGAUAGAGUUCCAUGAGAAAUGCCAUACCACUUGAACAGCAUGUCGGAUAUACCCAUGGGUGAUUCUGCAUUCCAUGACGUGGACUUCCCCAGCAUCAUACUUCACAAUGAAGACUUCUCUCAGGACCUCUCUUGCUUAGAUGACCUAUCCUCCACCUCUCUGUUCUCCUCUCCAGCUGACUCUCUGUCUGAGUACACCGAUGCUCAGGCCUUCCUCAACAACGACAGCUUGACACGUGUGCCCACACUAUGGGAUAUCAACACCCCAGCACAGAACCAACCAGAGCUAAACUCCACCAGGUUUCAGGGUCUGAACAGUUUAGAGGACCUGAGAGCCAGUAUCCAUACCCAUACUCCUCUGGCAGCAUUCCAGCCACAGAGGCCUCCCACACCACCUGAGAAUGAGCAGGAGGCAGAUGAGGAGGAGGCGGAGGAACUGGGCCAUGUGGACACCUACGCAGACUACAAACCCUCCAAAUCCACCGUAGGGAUAUCCCAUCCUGACCGGGUGGUGGAGACCAACACCCUGUCCAGCGUGCCUCCCCCCGACAUCACCUACACCCUCUCCAUCCCAGACCCCACCAUCAGCAGCGGCCUGCUGUCCGCCCUGCAGCUCGAGGCUAUCAUCUACGCCUGCCAGCAACACGAGGUGAUUCUGCAGAACCAGCAGAGAGCAGGCUACCUGAUCGGAGACGGGGCCGGGGUGGGCAAGGGCCGGACUGUGGCCGGGAUCAUCCUGGAAAACUACCUAAAGGGAAGGAAGAGAGCGCUGUGGUUCAGUGUUUCCAACGACCUGAAAUAUGACGCAGAGAGAGAUCUCAAAGACAUCAACGCACCCAACAUCCCCGUGCAUGCCUUAAAUAAGAUAAAGUAUGGGGACACAGCUACCUCAGAGGGCGUGCUGUUUGCCACGUACUCCGCACUGAUUGGAGAGAGCCAGGCCGGUGGGCAGCUUCGCACUCGACUCAAGCAGAUCCUGGACUGGUGCCAACCAGACUUUGAGGGAGUCAUUGUGUUUGAUGAAUGUCACAAAGCCAAAAACGCCACGUCGACUAAGAUGGGCAAGGCGGUCCUGGACCUGCAGAACAAGCUGCCCCGGGCCAGGGUGGUGUACGCCAGCGCCACAGGCGCCUCUGAGCCAAAGAACAUGAUCUACAUGAGCCGCCUGGGCAUCUGGGGAGAAGGGACCCCGUUUCGGACGUUUGAUGACUUCCUCCACGUCAUCGAAAAGAGGGGUGUUGGUGCUAUGGAGAUUGUUGCCAUGGACAUGAAGGUCAGCGGAAUGUACAUCGCACGGCAGCUCAGCUUCUCAGGCGUGUCCUUCCACAUCGAGGAGAUCAGCCUGGACGAGGACUUCAAGCUGGUCUACAACAAGGCCGCCAAACUGUGGGCCGAGGCGCUGACUGUGUUCACGCAGGCGGCAGACAUGCUGUGCCUGAGAUCCAGGAAGUCCCUGUGGGGACAGUUUUGGUCGUCGCACCAACGCUUCUUCAAGUACCUCUGCAUCGCCGCCAAGGUGCGCCGUCUGGUGCUGCUGGCCAAGAAGGAGCUGGCGGCUGGCAAGUGUGUGGUGAUCGGGCUGCAGUCCACAGGAGAGGCUCGGACACGAGAAGUGCUCGACGAGAACGAUGGGCACCUCGACAGAUUUGUGUCUGCGGCCGAGGGUGUCUUUCAGUCUCUGGUUCACAAGCAUUUUCCCUCAGAGAAGCAGAGAGAAAAGAGUGCGGGAAGCAAGAGGAAACGAAAGCCCCGCGGACGGCAGCCCAAGUACCCGAGGCAAGUGCAGGAGUGCGCCGUAGUCAUCCAGAUCAGCGACGCCAGCAGCAGCGACACCGAGGCCAUGGACAGCGACUCCAACUCCUCCCCCGACUCGCUGCAGGACAACAGCGACGACGUUAUCUUCGUCAACCAGACCAAUGGCCACACCGCAGAAACAGGAAAAAUGAAGGCCAGCCUACUGACCAAGAUCGCAGAACUGGGAAAAGAACUACCUCUGAACACACUGGAUGAGCUUAUAGACAAACUUGGAGGCCCUGAGAAAGUAUCCGAGAUGACGGGGCGUAAGGGCCGGGUGGUACGGCACCCCGACGGCACUGUGGGCUACGAGUCGCGUGCCGAGCAAAGCCACACCAUCGACCAGAUCAACGUCAAGGAGAAGGACCGCUUUAUGAACGGGGAGAAGCUGGUGGCCAUCAUCUCGGAGGCGGCCAGCUCGGGCAUCUCCCUGCAGGCAGACAAGCGUGUGAGGAACCAGCGGCGGCGGGUGCACAUGACCCUGGAGCUGCCCUGGAGCGCAGACAGAGCCAUCCAGCAGUUUGGCCGCACGCACCGCUCCAACCAGGUCACGGCGCCCGAGUACGUCUUCCUCAUCUCCGAGCUGGCCGGAGAGCGGCGGUUUGCUUCCAUCGUGGCCAAACGCCUGGAGAGUCUGGGCGCUUUGACCCACGGAGACAGGAGGGCCUCAGAGUCCCGAGAUUUGAGCAAGUACAACUUUGAAAACAAAUAUGGCACCAAGGCUCUAGAUAAGAUCACCAAAGCCAUCCUGGGAUACACUGAGAGUAAAGUGGCCCCUCCCAAAGACUAUCCUGGAUGCGAUGCUAUGUUCUUUAGUGAUAUGAAACAAGGGAUGAUGAAUGUGGGCAUCUUCUGCAGGGACCCGCGCUUAGGCCUCAACACUGAGAAAGACUGCACCAUCACCAAGUUCCUGAACCGUAUCUUGGGUCUGGAAGUGCACAAGCAGAACUCCCUGUUCCAGUACUUCACCGACAACUUCGACUACCUGAUUGCGAAGGACAAGAAGGAGGGCAAAUAUGACAUGGGGAUCCUGGAUCUGGCCCCAGGCAAUGACGAGAUCUAUGAGGAGAAACAAGAAGAGUUCUUGACCGUGGGGAACCCACACGAUGGCCAAGUCGUACUUUAUAAGAUCACAGUGGACAGAGGCAUGCCUUGGGAAGAAGCCUUUGAGAAGUCCCAAAAACUGAGCGGCUCGGACGACGGCUUCUACCUCUCUCACAAGCUGAGGGGCACUCAGCCCUGUGUGCUGCUGGCGGAGCAGGGUCGAGGCCACAGCCUCAUUGUCCACAAGCCCAACAUCGGCAAGCAGGCCCAGCUCGAGAGCCUGGACAACAUGAGGAACCGCUACCGGAAGGUCACUGCUGACGAGGCAAGGGAGAUCUGGGAGAAUCAGUACACAUUCUCUUUCAAGAAAUGCAGCCAUGCUAACUGGAAUGGGAAGUGUAAAAAGGUGGAGGAGGGGCAGGAGUGCACGCAGGGCAUGCGUCUGCGUCAGUACCACAUGCUGUGCGGCGCCCUGCUGCGCGUGUGGAAGCAUGUCGCCGACGUGGUGGCCGACCUCACCGGCUCCAGCAUCCUGCAGAUUGUCCGCCUCAAGACCAAACAGCUCCACAAGCAAGUUGGUAUUAAGAUUCCUGAGUCGUGUGUGUUGCGCGUGCGUGAGGAGCUGCAGCAGAUGGACGGCGAGGUGAAGCGGCGGCGGCGGGAGCGGGAGGAGCUACAGCGGCAGUCGUACAUCGACCUCCUCAGCCAGCUCCCCUUCCCGUCCAACCCCAGCCAGUUGAGCGGCCUCUCCCCCUUCCUCUACACGCCACCUCCAGGGGCCGUCUUCCCGUCGCUGUCAAAAACCCCUCUGGCGGACAUGCUGGACAGCACAGAGGGCGGAGCCUUGGGUCUGAGUGACCCAGCCGAGGACUUCAGCAUGGAGCCUCUGGAGUCUCAGCAGCAGCAGCCGCAGCAGCAGGAGAAAGAGAAGGACAAGCUUUCACUGGAGUUCAUGGACAGCAUCCAACUGUUCGACUUGAACCUCUGCCCACCGCUUCACAGCCCACUGCCGCCCACCCCGUCUUCACCCACGGCCCUGACCUCUUCCUCUCCGUCCUUCUUCCACGAGAUGCCCUCGUUGACCCUGCCCAGUGCACCGUGCAACACUGAUGUCCACAUUGACUUCCGCGAGGUGCUGAACAACAUGUUCCAGAGCGGUUCGGACAGGCAGUCCGUCAUCAAGCUCCCACUGCAGGGCAGGGACUCUUCUUAACCCCCGUUCCCUAAGCCCACCCCCACCCCCUCCCAUAGGGAACUGGCUCUGAAACCACCGCCCAACCUUCACCCCCUUAAGGCCCGCCGUCUGAUCACUGCCUGACCAAAGUUUGCCACAGCUAGCCACACUCAACAACACCUGGCCACACUCACACAGGUCUGUCCAGGUCCAGUAGGUAUCCCUGGAGACCCAAAAACUUUGGUCUCCAAGCAACAGUAUGCUCCCCAAAUAUGAUCCCUCCCAGCAGCUCAGCUUUAACAGCACUUAUGGCUCCUCAGCCUUCAGGAUUUUUGUUGAGUUUGGCUAUGAUUACAAAAUGUACAUAGGCACACGUGUUAAGCGAUGUGUGUUGAGUUUGGCUAUGAAUAUAUAAUGUACAUAGGCACACGUGUUAAGCGAUGUGUGUUGAGUUUGGCUAUGAAUAUAUAAUGUACAUAGGCACACAUGUUAAGCGAUGUGUGUUGAGUUUGGCUAUGAAUAUACAGUAUAAUGUACAUAGGCACACGUGUUAAGCGAUGUGUGUUGAGUUUGGCUAUGAAUAUAUAAUGUACAUAGGCACACGUGUUAAGCGAUGUGUGUGCCUUCUGUGGUGCCACCUGCCUGGAUCAUUGGGUGGAGGAAGAGAGGGGUGAAGCCAUGAACUGGAAUGAUAGAGGAGGGAUGAUAGAGAAGGUGUCAAAGGAGGGAUUUUACCAUUACGUUAAACUUACAAGGGGGAUGGUUGGGGUUUGGAUCAAAUAUUCUCUUUUAGGUUUACCACAUAGCUGUCUGUCCACCUCUCAGACCCCCACUAUUCUCACAAGCUUUCCAGAAUGUUUCUAAAACAAAGUGGGAGGAAGGGGGAAGUACUUACAAUCUGCUGUUAAAACAGUGCCUUUGGAGAGAGUGGAAUUUUGCCUUUUUAAAUACACCCAAACUAAUGUACAUUAUAUAUUUAACAAGAAAUUCAUCCAUAUUUAUUGAUCUGGGUUUUUUUGGGCAUUUUCGUGGCUCCCAGCAUGAGGGAGAUGAGAAAGAGGAAGAUGUUGAGAGCUUCUCUCUUCCCUGUUGUGGUCACAUGAUAAGCCAGGCUGAGGUGCCUCCCCUUGUGGCCUUACGUCACUUCUUGCGUCACGCACUCUUAUUGGCUCUUCUCACGAAAUUCUCAGGAAGGCUCACGUCAGCUCAGUCAAUAACAUGAUAAAUCACAUGUGUUUUUCUGAUUUUCUCCUCCAAGAUCCACCAAUUUUCCAUCAGCGCGAGUUGUUUAAUCCCGCUGUGAACAUCACAGAGUUCCGUGCCUCUGUACAAGCGGCUCUCUGGCGCUGAGUUGAGUUGUUUUGAAGCAGUGCACUGUGCUCUCUUACCAGGGAACCCCGUUAGGGAAGUCCAACCGUGACGACCAAUGGCAGUCUAAAGCAAUAACACCUGAAACUGAAACAAGCUGGUUAUAGGGCCUAGCAGCGGUGGGUUGUGGUCAUUUUGAAACUUUUGUAUGUUGUCGUGUCUUUUUUGAACAAAUGUGCUUUUAGUACUUGUGACCUUUGUAGAAACAUUGUGAGGGGACAAAAGCAAUGUGCUCUUGAUGAUAACAGAGUCAGCUGUGUUUUGUUAAGUUAUUUGCUUGUUUUAUUUAUAUUUAAGGGACACGCUUAACGUUUCACACUCAUCCUGAGGGAUGCAUACAGUUAAAGUAAACUGGUCAGGGAAGAGUCCAGCAGUCAAACUGAAACCGAGAUACACAUGUUAUUAUUGCACUAUUCGUCAUUGCUGUAUUCGACCUCAGGGUCUACUUCUGUUCUGUUUAAGUCAAUCUUGCUUAAGUGUCAUUUUUCUUUACUUUAGCAGAAUGAUACCAAAGUGUUUAACAAAAGACGUCUCUGGCUACAUCUGACCUAUUCUCCAGCUCAGGAAUUAAUAUACUGUACAUAUAUGUGUGUGGUGUACCGGUGGGAGAUUUUCUUUCUACUUGUGACAUAAGUGAAUUGAAUCUGUGUGUGACACUUACAAGUGUGUUUCUCUUGCUGGGCUUUUCUAUGCUGUAUCUGUCUCAGACUGGAAGAUAUGAACAUGUGUUAUGACAUGGAGGGACUGUUUCCAAUGUAGACUAUAUUUAAUUCCACAGAUUCUGAGGGCCUGAAGUCUAACAAUUCACCAUUUGCCUCUGUGCCAUAGUUAUGUGGAUUUGGUCUUGCUUUAUUGAUUAACCUAAAUCUGGUUAAUGAAUUUAAAUGUAGAAACUGCCCCUCUGUCAAAACCUUUCUUUGAUCAAAUGCUGUGUCUAUAAGAAGGAUGAUAUAUUGACUUCUUGUUUGUAUUAUGCAGAAAAACCAAAUCACUGUAGGUGAAACAGUAUUGUGCUUACAGGCACACAGCUAGUUUUCUUGUGCAGUCAGUCUUAUUCCCCAUUUUUAAGAGUUUGCCUUAAGACUUUAUAGAUAAACACACCAACACCAAACGUCUGACUCCAGGCAUAUUGACGUCCUAAGAUUAAAAAUAGAUAUUAUAUGUAUUAUCAUGUAUAUGGGCACUUUACACCUGCCUUUACACGUGAUCUAAUCCAGCAUCAUGUUACCAGUCUUCUUAUAUGUUCUGUCUCUAUAGAAUUGAAUGGCCUUUAUCAGAUGAUUUGUAUUCACAUGGCAUGGUCAUAUAGGCUACUUAUAGCUGAGAAUUUUGGGGAAACAAAAUGGCUUUCAUCUCAAAGUAAAAUUGAGGGAUUACUUUUCCCAGUACAUUCCAAUGGAUCUGGACACUCCAAGAAACACAGCAAUACUCAUAACUACAGAUGGUGUUUGUUAGUUUUUUAGCAGUUUUAUCACAACACACAGUGUCUUAUUAUAGUUUAUGUAUUUUUUAAUUUGUUUUGCUGACCUGGUUACGAUUAAAUACACUGCUUAAAAAAAAAAAAAAAAAAAAAGAACAGAUAGAAGUUGGUGAAACCAGACAAAACAACCAGAUUAAAAUGAUUUUAUUUCAGUAAUAUUGUAUGGGCUACUAAUCAUAUUUUCAUAUUUUAAUUUGCACUAUGAAAUUCACUUUCUGCUGUCUGCAUAUUCAUAUGAGCGCUUCAGCUGACUGAACCUUUACUCUUUGUCUUUGUUUCUCCACCUUUUUCAUAUAUCAUAUGCAAAGAUAAUUUAUUGCUAAAAACAUGCUACUGAUUGUAUCUAUGACAAGAGCAAAUUAUAUUAUUUGUGUUAAGUUGUGCACUUUCAUUCUGAGUUUGUCUUUAUUUUUUUUCUAUGUAUUUAUAAUUUAGAUUGAUGUAUAUACUGUACAAAUUGUGCCUUUUGAUUAAUUCUUUCAAGUUGUUUUCUACUUGUAACAGAAGGAGCAUUCUGCAGUGCAAUCUGAACUUCGUCAAGAAAUAAAUAAAAGAUUGCUGACAA
Clupea harengus (Atlantic herring) is the source of this 8347-nucleotide messenger RNA. It is a transcript of the gene sbno2b, whose product is annotated as strawberry notch homolog 2b. Gene Ontology annotation, molecular function: chromatin DNA binding; histone binding. The record is from RefSeq and is a predicted model, not a curated record. Lineage: Eukaryota; Metazoa; Chordata; Actinopteri; Clupeiformes; Clupeidae. Gene Ontology annotation, biological process: regulation of DNA-templated transcription. Gene Ontology annotation, cellular component: nucleus.